AUGCUUUUGGAAAGGAAUGUUAAUCCUUAUAUUAAAACUGUACUCAACGACAGCAUUACGACUGUUUUGCACGUGGCAGUAUUGAAGAUAUGUCCAGAAAUGCUGGAAAUCAUACUAACUCACAACGUCAAUGUCAAUGAACCCAAUGAUUUUGGCCAAAGAGCUCUACAGAUCUUGUUUGAACGAAUAAUGAUGCCAGGUUUUUCAACAAUGAUUCGCCUGCUAUUGUCAAAGGGAGCAACACUUGAUUUAAAUAAGUUGGAUAGCCGUGGUAACACAGUCUUACAUAGAUUGUUACAAAACAAAUAUUUUCCUAAUGACGACGAGGAUCUUGCGGCUGCUGUUAGAUAUAUGUCAUCUUUGAAUGACGUCGUUAAUUGGCAGAACUCUGACGGUAAGACACCCCUUCACCUGGCAGCCGAGAACGGGAAGAAUCGCGUCCUUGAAAUUUUGUUGCCAACUUACCACUAG
This is a messenger RNA of Nasonia vitripennis (jewel wasp), 471 nucleotides long. RefSeq names its product cyclin-dependent kinase 4 inhibitor C-like. The transcript has a single exon. The record is from RefSeq and is a predicted model, not a curated record. Gene Ontology annotation, molecular function: protein binding. NCBI's taxonomy places the organism in Eukaryota, Metazoa, Arthropoda, Insecta, Hymenoptera, Pteromalidae. Bases 1 to 471 code for a protein of 156 amino acids.